Messenger RNA from Rangifer tarandus platyrhynchus (Svalbard reindeer), 507 nucleotides. Lineage: Eukaryota; Metazoa; Chordata; Mammalia; Artiodactyla; Cervidae. The record is from the annotation of a GenBank genome assembly.
AUGUACAAGCUCCAGGUAGAGACCUUUAUCCAUGGAAAUUUAAGAGAUGGAAUGUGUAGGAAGAACGAGUUCCUGAAGACUCUGAAGGAUGACCGGAAUGGGGACUUCUCAGAGGGCAGCGAGUGUGCGAAGUUGGAAGAUUCGGAGGACAAUAGCACAUCUGAACCAAAGGAAAACAGACAGGAAGGCUGUCAUCAGAAUUGGCUUGCUCUCCCUGUAGAAGAGGAAGGUGGGGGGCUCCUCUCUCACUCUUUGGAAGCAGAGCGCAGGUUACUGAAAGCAAUAGGAUGGCAGGAGUAUCCUGAAAAUGAUGAGAAUUUCCUUCCCCUCACAGAGGAUGAGCUCAGAGAGUUCCACAUGAAGACAGAGCAGCUGAUAAGAAACGGCUUUGGGAAGAAUGACUUCUUGCAGAGUCGAAGUUCCAACCUAUUCUCCUCUUGGAGGAGCACGUGCAGAGCAGAGUUGGAGGACUCAGACACAGAGGCAAGUAGCAGAGACGUCAUCUGA